UGGCAGGCAGUGCCCUCCCCCAGCGGCAUGCAGCUCUCCCUGGCCCUGUGUCUCCUCUGCCCACUGCUUCACACAUCCUUCCAGGCUGCAAAGGGCCAGGGCUGGGCCCCCUUCAAGAAUGACGCCACCGAGUUCAUCCCCGGGCUGGGGGGCUACCUGCAGCCCCCUCCGGAGCCAGAGAGCAACAAGACCAUGAACCGGGCAGAGAACGGCGGGCGGCCUCCCCACCACCCCUUCGAGGCCACAGACGACUCCGAGUUCAGCUGCCGCGAGCUGCGCUCCACGCGCUACGUGGCGGAGGGGCCGUGCCGCAGCGCCAAGCCGGUCACCGAGCUGCUGUGCUCCGGCCAGUGCGGGCCCGCGCGCCUGCUGCCCAACGCCAUCGGCCGCGGCAAGUGGCGGCACCUGGGCGCACCCGCCCCGCGCUGCGUGCCCGACCGCCACCGCGUCCAGCGCGUGCAGCUGCAGUGUCCCGGCGGCGCCCCGCGAGCGCGCAAGGUGCGCCUCGUGGCCUCGUGCAAGUGCAAGCGCCUGGCCCGCGCGCACAACCAGUCCGAGCGGAAGGACUUCGCACCCGGGCCGCAGCGGGGCCGCAAGCCCAGGCCGCGCGCCGAGCUGGACAACGCGUACUGACCCCGCGCCCCGGGCCGCACGGCCGAGGCCCCGUCGCUCCAAACGCACGCAGGACCCUGAGCUGCGGGCCAGGAGGGCGGGGCGUCCAGGCCCUGAGCGCCUCCCACCCCCUGCGGAGGCGCCGGCCGUGACCCUGGCCACGCGGCUCUCCGUGGGACUCCGCUGCCCUCUUUUUCGUGGGGUGAGGGAGGUCGCGUCUCCAGGACCCCCGCACCCUGGGGCGGGGCCUCCGCUUCCGGGCGAUCGCACGGCGGAGGGAGAGGCGAGGCCGAGCACAGCUCCGGGGAGGGCGGGUGUUGGUCCCACCCUGGCUCCCGUGCAUCUCCAGGAAGCGGCGCCAAGCAGGGCAGCGGGGGUCCCGGGGCGCCCUCAUUCCGGAGCCGCCUCCCCUGCCGCGCCACCCCGCGGCCGCGCAAGGCUCCUGCGCCCCCUGCCGGCUCCCGGGAGCGCUUCUGUCUGGGAAACAGCUUCGCGCUCCUGCCCAGGUGGGGAGCCGCAGCGCUGUAGAUCACAGCCCGCGAGAGUCCUCCGGAAAGUUGCUGCCGGACGCCUCUGUGCAGCUUUUACUAAUUAAACGAGGACGCAUCUUAGCCAGAAGCACGAGCCGCCCGAAGGAAAGCGCAGUGCUGGGUGUGUCCCACUCCGCAUGGGCCUGGCCCCAAGGUGGUUGUAGAGCACGUUGUGUAUUUAUUUUCCCGUGUAAAUUAUUUAUGCACAGGGUUUUCCUGUAGAGAGCGACAGUGUCUGCCUGC
This is a messenger RNA of Heterocephalus glaber (naked mole-rat), 1385 nucleotides long. RefSeq names its product sclerostin (gene Sost). Gene Ontology annotation, molecular function: BMP binding. The record is from RefSeq and is a predicted model, not a curated record. Lineage: Eukaryota; Metazoa; Chordata; Mammalia; Rodentia; Bathyergidae. Gene Ontology annotation, biological process: negative regulation of Wnt signaling pathway; ossification; negative regulation of BMP signaling pathway.